UUUAACUGCACGUACGUCGCAUUCACUGCAUACGGCCGGCGCGACCUGCAAAGCAAAACAAACGAUCGCACAUGUCGAUUUGGUGACUGUGAUUGGUUAAAACUUAUGGCUUCCUCUUGAAAUUAUGCGUUGAUUGGUCAAUCGAAACUUUGUACUGUGAAUUUUAAUAUACAACUCAGACAUUAAAGAUUAGUUGAUAGCUAUUUUCACACAUUUUUUACCUGUCCAUAUUUCCUUAUUUAUCACUUAGUUCACACCCUGCAAUUUGUCAAUCCCUGACCCUUCCUGCAAUUUUUUUUGCCAAGUCAUCCCAUUGCAUGCUGAUCAAGUGCAUGCAGCGUCUAUACCAAAGAAUAUUCUACAAAAUUUCUAGUUUAGAUUCUUCAAUCAUUGUGUGAAGCCUAAAUUCAAAUUUAUGAAGGAGAGAUCGAGAGAGGCCUAAAAGCAAGAUGGAUGAGAUUUUGAGUGGCGAGAUAAGAGAUGAAGAUGAUUUUUACAAACUCCUGGGAUGUGAUGAGUUGUCAUCGACGGAGCAAAUAAAUACCGAGUUCAAGUUAAAGGCACGUACUGCCCACCCAGAUAAGAACCCAGAUGAUCCCGACGCAGCGCAGAGGUUUGCCAAGCUUCAACGAGCCCGUGACAUCUUGACGGACGACCAGAAACGACAGGAGUACGACCUCUGGCGACGCAGUGGAAUCACUAUCCCCUACGACUCCUGGAUUUCAAUGAAAGGUGCCGUGCAUACUUCCAUGCAUUGGGCAGUAAAGAAGAAGAAAGACUUAAUGCUUGAAGAAGACCCAGAGAACGUCCCUGAAUCUCCUGAGUUUAGCGACACAAAUGUUCCUCCACCUUCAAGAACAGUUGCUCCACCUUCAAAUUAUGGUCAUUCCAGGCCUUUUGUUCCGGCUGGUUGGACCAGGGAACCAGCGAAUGAUAUCCUACAGAAAUUCAGGAACUACAACAUAUAAACUGAAGUUAUUUAGUGUUUUCUUAAAUUGUCUAAUCAUGGAAAGCCUUCGUUUAAAGUAACCACCUCCCUCUGCUUAUUUGGUUCUCACGCAAUAUGAAGUACAUGUAUUUGUUAAGUCAUGGUAAUAGUUGUGAGUGCAUGGGGAUUUAAAUUGUAUUACUAUUAUAAACCUUGUUGUAUCCUACAUUCAAUAUGCACUUCAACUGAAUGCUCAUUGUUUAUUGCAUGGCAUUACUACAGGGUAGCGGCGUAGGGGGGUGUUACAGGGGGUUGCCCAAUUUCUCCGAGUGUAUGUGCUAUUGAAAUAUGGGUCGAGAUGUUUCUCUUUUUGACCUUAAAAUGUGUAUUUUUAAUACUAUAUUCUUUUUUCUGCUGUGUAUGUACUCGAACUUACCACUUCACCUAUGUAUGUAAUAUAUACAUUUUAAUGCCAAAUAGAUUGAACCUUUUUCACUUUGAACUGUUAAACUUUAUCAUUAAAUAAUGCACCACUGACAAAUCUGUGUUUGGUGUUUUGUGUAUUGGUUAUGAAGUGUGUCACCUAAUUGUCUGAUUGUGUGUAUGACUGUUUUAAAAAUAGAGGUAAAAUAAAUAAGUACAACAAUGAUUAAAUC
This is a messenger RNA of Patiria miniata (bat star), 1584 nucleotides long. RefSeq names its product dnaJ homolog subfamily C member 12-like (gene dnajc12). The record is from RefSeq and is a predicted model, not a curated record. Gene Ontology annotation, cellular component: cytoplasm. The transcript has 4 exons. NCBI's taxonomy places the organism in Eukaryota, Metazoa, Echinodermata, Asteroidea, Valvatida, Asterinidae. Bases 450 to 968 code for a protein of 172 amino acids.